This is a messenger RNA of Cloeon dipterum, 1116 nucleotides long. Its product is annotated as lectin subunit alpha-like. The record is from RefSeq and is a predicted model, not a curated record. The transcript is spliced from 4 exons. Gene Ontology annotation, molecular function: carbohydrate binding. Lineage: Eukaryota; Metazoa; Arthropoda; Insecta; Ephemeroptera; Baetidae. Bases 419 to 1012 code for a protein of 197 amino acids. Gene Ontology annotation, biological process: biological process involved in interspecies interaction between organisms. Gene Ontology annotation, cellular component: external side of plasma membrane.
ACUCGAUGCGGGGAGGCAAAAAGAUGGCCACAUUGGGCCCAAGCUCCUCUGCAGCACUCGGACCCCAUGUUAUCCGCUCAGCGGUGUUAUUGGAACCCGGUGAGCUCAUAACCCACGGGAUGUGCUGAUGAGAGAUUAAAUAAAGAUUUUUUUCCAAUUAAGUUACUCAGCACAGUCAUAAUCAACGCAACUGUACUGCGUUCUCUUUAUCAAAUGUUUGCAAACCCUAUCUGGAUUUACAAAUUUUUUUAAUUUGCGCACAAAUCUUAUCAUAUUAGAGCUGAAGUAGAUUUUAACGAUUUAUACUAGCCCAUUAACACGAAUAUAUUAUCAGUUAUCUACAAUGUUACAAUUUGAAAUGAUAAGAAUUAUUUUUUCUUGAUCCUGUUUUUAGUCAAGUAGCACCAGCGAUCCGAACAUGGCGGCAUCUUCUAGCGUAGUUUUUCUAGUUUUUCUUCAGUGUCUCUUCUUGACGGUUGAUGGAUUGAAUUUAACAAUCGAAGACACUUUAUAUUAUCUGGAAACAAAUAUACGGCUUACCUGGAAUGACGCAAAGGCUGAAUGCUCUAAUAAAGACAUGACUUUAGUUUCCUUUGAAACCCUAGAUGAAUUUCGGAUCGUCACUGAAUAUUUACACGGAACAAGAUAUGAUCUUCUGUGGAUUUGGACUGGUGGAAGAUCGGUGGCUCAAGGCUGGGAAUGGGACUCGGGAGAGCCUUUUUACGCCAAUCAAUCCGCUUGGGGAGAAUUUCAGCCAAAUAAGCAGAUGAGCUGCAUAAAUUUUUCUGGAAGCUACAGCGCCUGGGAUGACGACGAUUGCACUUACAACCUGGCAUACAUGUGCGAAGAAAUCCACUACGAGCAGACAACUACAACAACAGAAGAAACCACAGAAACUACCACAAAUAGCGGAACGACCGAAAAUAGCGGAACGACCGGAAAUAGCGGAACGACCGAAAAUAGCGGAACGACCGAAGACACCACAACGACUACCGGAUCCAUCGACCUCUAGGUCAAUAGGAAUCUCCAGCAGACGAAGGAUUAACAUUGUUUAAUUACCUUAAAAUCAUGCUUGUGUCUGAGAUCGACAAUAGUAAUAAAAAAUCAAGAAGUACA